AUGGAGUCUAGUAUGAGUUUGGAGGAGAUGUAUGCACGGUUAGCAAUGGAGGAAGAGGAAGGAGGAGGGGAGGUUGAAGGGGUGACGGAGAAUGCACCGCAACAACCAACGUUUGUUUUGAUUGGAAGGUUUCUGACUGAGAAGAAUAUAAAUUUCCAGGCCAUGCAAAAUGUUUUGGCAUCUAUUUGGCGACCAAGGGAGGGUAUGGAUAUUCAUGACUUGGGUGGCUCAAGGUAUUCAUUCAUCUUUUAUCAUGUUCUUGAUUUACAAAAGGUGACUGAGGGAGGGCCAUGGACUUUCGAACAAAGUCUGUUGCUACAUCAUAAAUUGGAAGCAAAUGAAGAUGCACAUACGGUUCAACUGAAUGAAAUGGAGAUAUGGGUUCAGAUUUAUGAUCUACCUGUAGGUAUGGUGUCAGGAAAGUUAUUAGAGAGUGUAGGUAACUAUGUUGGUACUUUUGUCAAAGCUGAUCCUCAGAACACCCAGGGGGGAGGGAAAAUGUUUUAUCGUAUCCGGGUUGUAAUGGAUGUAAACAGGCCGAUAAAAAGGAGGAUGAAACUUAAGAGGGAAGGCGGUGCAUGGUCAUGGAUAAACUUUAAGUAUGAACGACUGAGUACCUUUUGUUUUGUGUGUGGUUUGAUGGGGCACUCCGAUCGGGAUUGUGGUAUUGUCUAUGCAAAUCCUGAUAAAACCAUUGAGAGAUCAUAUGGAACGUGGUUACGAGCUCCUGUUAGGGGUGGGAAAAAUCAGAACAUUGGUGCCCGGUGGAUACGUAACGGGGGUGAAGGAGGUCAGAGUUGGCAGUCGAAUUCCGGUGCCGAUCAGGCGAAAAAUAUGGGAGCGAGAUUCAUGGAGGUAGAUGGGCGCAUUACCGAAAUUUCAGGAGAGAUAGGUGUAAUACAGUUUAAUCAGGGCAAUCCAAAUCUGGGUGCUAAAAUCACGGGAGAUACGGAGAUGAGCGGGAAAGUAAUUGAACAUGAAACAACUGUCACGGAUUCAAAACGUAAGAGGGGGAAUGAGGAUACUAAUGUAGACUCAAGUGGGGUAGUUAAUGGGGAAUCAAAAGGGCUGGAUAUGUCAAAUAUUGGGCCAAAAAACUUGCUAGAGGCGGGACCUGUUGUGCAGGCCCGCCUACAACAAUGA
Daucus carota subsp. sativus is the source of this 1143-nucleotide messenger RNA. RefSeq lists its product as uncharacterized. The record is from RefSeq and is a predicted model, not a curated record. The transcript has a single exon. The coding region runs from base 1 to 1143 and encodes 380 amino acids. NCBI's taxonomy places the organism in Eukaryota, Viridiplantae, Streptophyta, Magnoliopsida, Apiales, Apiaceae. Gene Ontology annotation, molecular function: nucleic acid binding; zinc ion binding.